Messenger RNA from Vicia villosa (hairy vetch), 840 nucleotides. RefSeq lists its product as uncharacterized. The transcript is spliced from 5 exons. Bases 1 to 840 code for a protein of 279 amino acids. The record is from RefSeq and is a predicted model, not a curated record. Lineage: Eukaryota; Viridiplantae; Streptophyta; Magnoliopsida; Fabales; Fabaceae.
AUGGUAGAAGUUGAUGGAAAUUCCGGGACAGAGCAAGGAAGUGGCUUGAAGAAGACAAAACGAAGCCCAAUGUGUAAAUCGACAUCAGUUGAAGAAUUCCUCAAAGAAAAUGGGGAAAAUAGUGAAGAAGAUGAAUGUGAGAAUCUUGAGGAAGAAGAAAAUAUGAUGGGUGAAGAAGAAAACACUCAGCAAAAUGGAAGUAAACAAACUGAAGCGGCAAGUAAGAAAAGGACACGUGGACCAACUAAAUGUUUGAAAAUCCAUGCUAGAAAGAGUGCGGAUCGUGAAGAGGUGGUCUUAGACGAUGAUGGAGAACCUAUUGGACCCAAUGAUCGAACCGUGACAGAUUUGAGUUGUUUCCUUGGCACUGUCGCAAGGAAUUCAGACUUGUGUCCCUUAGUUUAUACUAACUUCAAAGCUUUGAAGAAAGCAAACAAGGACCGUAUAUGGGAAUUUGUCAUUGAUAAAUUCAUUAUCCCUGAAAAUGGAAGUAGAGCGGUUUUCUCUCGCAUUAAUGAUGCUUGGAGGCGUUUCAAGAAAGAUCUCAAAAAGAGUUGUUUUUUAAAGUACACUACUAUGAGUGAAAGAUUGAAGCAUCGUCGCCAGACCGUACCUGAAGUUCAUUUCAAGCAAUUGAUAUCCUAUUGGAAGAACAAUAACAUCCAAAAAAUUAGCAAAAUCAAUGCUGUGAACAGAGCUAAGCAAAAGUAUAUGCAUCGGAUGGGCCCAACAAACUUUGCGAGGAUUCGUGCAAAACUGCGUGCUAAGAAAGAGGACGGAAAGGAAGUUAGCCAGGCAGAGAUGUUCAUUGAGACUCGACAAAGUCGAAAAGGAAAAUAG